This is a messenger RNA of Microthlaspi erraticum, 744 nucleotides long. The record is from the annotation of a GenBank genome assembly. Lineage: Eukaryota; Viridiplantae; Streptophyta; Magnoliopsida; Brassicales; Brassicaceae.
AUGGCAAAUUUCUUCAGUUUUCGCAUCCUCUUAUUCGUGUCCAUCACAAGCGGCGUUUCUGUUUCCGCCACCGUCUUUAUGGUUCAAAACAACUGCCCUUACAACGUCUGGCCAGCAACUUUCUCCGGCAACGGCAACGCCCUCGGCGAAGGCGGAUUUCAACUGGCUCCACGUGAAUCCAAACAGCUCACGCUCAACGCUUCACCGGGAUGGACAGGCCGGUUCUGGCCUCGUACCGGCUGCAACUUCGACUCUUCCGGCAAGGGAAGAUGCGUCACCGGAGACUGCGGCGGCGUUCUAAAAUGCACCGCCACCGGAGUUCCUCCAGCCACUCUUGCUGAAUUCACCAUCCAAGGAGACACCGGCAAAGAUUUCUACGAUCUGAGCCUCGUCGACGGUUACAAUGUCAAGAUGGGUAUAAAACCGGAAGGAGGAUCCGGAGACUGCAAAUACACAGGCUGCGUCGCCGACCUCAACGCCGAUUGUCCUCACGAGCUUCAGGUCACGGAUCCGAACAGCAACGGCAACGAAAACGUCGCGGCGUGCAAGAGCGCCUGCGCGGCGUUCAAUAAUGAAGGAUAUUGCUGCACCGGAGCUAACUCGACGGCGGCAACUUGUUCUCCGACGGACUACUCGAAGAGGUUCAAGAAAGCUUGCCCUACCGCCUAUAGCUACGCUUAUGACGACGCAACGAGCACCUUCACUUGUUCCGGAGCUAACUACUUGAUUACUUUCUGCUCCUAA